AUGAAUUAAGAUGAUCACAAUUCCAAUGAACACAAGGUUGAAAAGUAACUCCACUAUUAUGAUUAAGAAUGGCCACAACAACCACCCUCCUUAUCUCCAAGAUUCACUCCUUAACAAUGUUAUCUCUUUCCUCCUCAAAAUAUGUCAAACUUCAAUCUUCAUGCUGAGCCUGAAUUUUAAGAUAAAAACAAACCCAAAUACCCGUUUCGAAAAUUAUCAGCAGGAGAUGCUCCUGAUGAAGAGGAUCAAUUUCGACAGCCUUACAAUCAUUACUAUUAAUAGCUGCCCCCAUAAAUGAAAUAUCCUCAAAAUACCCCUUAUAUGCAUAUGAAAUAUCCUGUGCCCUAUCCUCACCCCUGGUAUAGACAUCCAUAUCCUCCUUUCUAUUAUCCACCUUUUGAUUCAUCGUAAUACUAAAACACCCUAUCCAAAGAACUUCAGUCCAAAGUCAACCAACUCGUUCAAUUUUAGAAGGUCUCUCCCUUUCAAUGUAAUUGCAAGAAAAGCAAAUGUCUAAAGUUGUAUUGCGAAUGCUUUGCUAAUAAUUGGGUCUGCUCUUAAAGCUGCAAUUGUACUGAAUGUAAAAAUAGAAUUGAUAACCCUAAUGAGAGAUCAAAAGCCAUUGAGGAAGCCUUACUAAGAAAUCCCGAAGCCUUUUCUACAAUCCUAACUAACAAUGGCUAAUAACCAUAAAUAAUUCCAGAACCCAAAUCAUAAAAAGAAUAAAGUAAAGAAACCAAGAAAGGAUGCAAUUGCAAGAAAUCCGAAUGCAAAAAGAAAUAUUGUGAAUGCUAUAGUAUCAAUUAAAAAUGCACUGAUUUAUGCAAAUGCGAAAAUUGUUUAAACAAAGAGGAACCAUAAGAACAAAUACAACCCUAAAAAUAAGAAAACGAUCCUCCAGCGCAAUAAUAGUUACAAAAAUAGGAUGUCAUGUCGAAAAAGGACUAAAAGUCAAAAAAAAUAAAAAAAGAAGAAGUUUAAAUUAAAAACAAUACUAAAAAUCAAAAAAGGUAAAGAAAGAAUUGA
This is a messenger RNA of Paramecium tetraurelia, 1026 nucleotides long. RefSeq lists its product as uncharacterized. Gene Ontology annotation, biological process: regulation of DNA-templated transcription. The transcript is spliced from 3 exons. The record is from RefSeq and is a predicted model, not a curated record. Gene Ontology annotation, cellular component: nucleus. NCBI's taxonomy places the organism in Eukaryota, Ciliophora, Oligohymenophorea, Peniculida, Parameciidae.